CGUGUUCAAAUAGAGAGAUGUCGAGCAGCUAUUCGGUGAUAUCAAGAAGUGGUAUUUCCUUUUCUACCCUCCCGUCGUCGUCUUCUUCUUCAUCCCUUCAACCCAACCGAAUCUGCUUUCCGACCCGGAACAGAAGGGGAGUGAUCCGGGCCGCCAUUAACAACGGUAAUGUAAGUUCGGUAUCGAUCCCGAGUUUCUACGAGCUUUUAGGCAUAUCGGAGAAAUGUAAUUCCGUAGAGAUAAAACAAGCGUACAAGCAAUUAGCGAGAAAGUAUCAUCCUGAUGUAUCGCCGGCGGAUCGGGUUGAGGAAUAUACGGAGCGAUUUAUUCGGGUACAUGAAGCUUAUGAGACGCUUUCGGAUCCUGGCAUGAGGGCUAUGUAUGAUUGUGAUAUGAUGAGAGGGAUUCACUUGUCUUUCUCUUCAAGAAACCGUUGUCAGUCUGAUGAGGGUAUGAUGAAUAACAACAGGGAAUGGAGGAAUCGAUGGCAGAUGCAAUUAUGGGAGAUGGGUAUGAGAAGAAACGUGCGUAGGAAGGAGGAGGAAGAAGAGAGGUCUGAGAAUUUGACAUGGGGAGCGAGAAUGAGAAGGCAGAGGGAGGAAUGA
This is a messenger RNA of Impatiens glandulifera, 605 nucleotides long. Its product is annotated as chaperone protein dnaJ 20, chloroplastic-like. NCBI's taxonomy places the organism in Eukaryota, Viridiplantae, Streptophyta, Magnoliopsida, Ericales, Balsaminaceae. Gene Ontology annotation, cellular component: chloroplast. The transcript has 2 exons. Bases 18 to 605 code for a protein of 195 amino acids. The record is from RefSeq and is a predicted model, not a curated record.